Messenger RNA from Nothobranchius furzeri (turquoise killifish), 1869 nucleotides. RefSeq names its product cyclin-O. Gene Ontology annotation, cellular component: nucleus; cytoplasm; cyclin-dependent protein kinase holoenzyme complex. Gene Ontology annotation, molecular function: cyclin-dependent protein serine/threonine kinase regulator activity. Gene Ontology annotation, biological process: regulation of cyclin-dependent protein serine/threonine kinase activity; mitotic cell cycle phase transition. Lineage: Eukaryota; Metazoa; Chordata; Actinopteri; Cyprinodontiformes; Nothobranchiidae. The record is from RefSeq and is a predicted model, not a curated record.
UAUUAAAAUACCUUUAGUACGCGGAGGUUGUUCAUCUUCUCUUCUGGAGUUUAGAAGAUAACGCAAAGUGCUGCCUGGCUGUGUGUGAUCAUGAGCGUUACAAGUUCCGCCUACAGUAAAAUAAAAUGAAAACUGUAAAUCGCACAACAAGACAAACUAUCAUUAAACAUUAUGUAAAGAAAGUUUAACUUUGAUCAAAAUGUCAUUUAUUCUCCCUCUUAUCACAUAUUUAAAAUAGCCUAUUUCUGUUUUUUUAAUAAAAACGUAUUCACAUUUACAAUAUCAUAUUAAUGAACAUUUUAUUAUUACAGAUCAUUUUUCACAUAUAACACAAUAAUGCAUCUAGUGAACCAACCUAGAUUUUCCAACACACACAGCAAAGUUAAUGUUUGAAAGGCCUUUGUCUGACUAUGCAUCUAUGAAGCAGCAAUCCUGCUGUUUGUUAAUUAAAAUCUGCACGGGAUAAUGAGCUCCGGUUGCCAGGGGUUACAGGAGAAAGCUGAGCUGCGCGAGCGGGGGAGACCCCGGGAAAAGUGACGUCAGUUUGCAGAACUCUUGUCUGAACGGGACAGCUGCUGGAGGGCCGAGACGCAGCUUGUUGGGUCUGGACGCAAAGGCUCUGCAUGAACACAGAUUGGGUAAUUUUUGAAGGGCGACAGGUUCCGAAGCUGCUUCCAGAAAGAGACGGAAGCGCUGCGCAUCUCCAGCGGUAUAAGCUCCCCUCACACCGCCUCGGCCGCGGCGCGCGCCUCGGCGCAGGAAACAGAGACUCAUGACCAAACUCUGCGACUCCGGGUUUGAGGAAGAUUUGGUUUCCUCUCCGGUUUUAUCACGCAGAACGCGAGCAGACGCUUCCCACCCCGGGUCAGAGGAACCAGAACCUGCAGCAAGACAGCUGUGCAACUGGUACCUUCAGUAUGGAGACGUGGGUUUCAAGAUCCAGAAAGAGAAGGAGCUGCUGUUUCAUCCCUGCAAAAGUCUGGCUCGCCAACCACAACUGACCCCAGAUGCUCGCUGUAAACUGGUCAGCUGGCUCAUUCCCAUACACAAACACUUCCGGUUGUCCUUUGAGUGCAGCUGCCUGACGGUGAACAUCAUGGACCGGUUCCUGGCUUCCACUCCCAUUGCUGCUGACUGCUUCCAGCUCCUGGGUGUCGCUGCACUCCUCCUGGCCUGCAAGCAGGUGGAGGUGUGCUCUCCGUCAGUCAGUCACCUCUUGUCGUUGUGCUGCGAUGCUUUCACAAAGGAGCAAUUCUUCAACCUGGAAUGUCUCAUCCUCCUCCGCCUUAACUUUCGACUCUCUGCACCUACCUUGGCCUUUUUUCUGAACUAUUUCACAAACUGUAUUGAUGCUCGGCUUGUUAUGAAGAACAAUAGCAACAAAAGUGUUUUAAAAGAGAAUUCAGGUGCAGCAAAGACCAAACCGUGCAGGAAUCUUGCACAAAAGAUGUGUGAACUGACACUAGCAGACUACGCUUUUAACAAAUACCCACCGUCUCUGACAGCAUGCUGUGCUCUAAUAACAGCCUGUGAGUUACUGAAAACUGAACGCACAACCCUGCAGCUGCAGGAAACCCAUUUGGAUACACAUAGUGCACAAUUAGUUUCUGUCCAAGAGAGCUCAGCGUGUCCAGAAGCUGAUUCUUUGGGAGAGAUGGAGCAUUUCCUGUUUCCAGAUGAGGGAGGUUACAGCUACACUCUGGUCCAGGAGUGCAAAAGCAACCUAAAGCUGCUGGUGUCACUGAACCUGGGAACUCUGGAGUGGAUGUCAGCCAUGUAACUCAGCGAUGUCCAGACUUUUCAAGAAGAGGGCCAAAAAUCAUCAAGUUGAUGGUCCUCGUGAGCCAAAAUUUAGGUUUUUUUUUUUUU